Triticum dicoccoides is the source of this 357-nucleotide messenger RNA. RefSeq names its product zinc finger protein 2-like. The coding region runs from base 1 to 357 and encodes 118 amino acids. The record is from RefSeq and is a predicted model, not a curated record. The transcript has 2 exons. Lineage: Eukaryota; Viridiplantae; Streptophyta; Magnoliopsida; Poales; Poaceae. Gene Ontology annotation, molecular function: DNA-binding transcription factor activity.
AUGGAGGCUCAAGAUCCCUCUUCAGCAGCAGCAGCUCCCCUGGACCUGUCUCUCACGCUGGCCCCCAUGUCUCUUUGGGCUGCUCAUCCUUCUGGCGGUGGCGGUCGCCGCCGCAGUGGUGGCGGCACGACAUCGAGGCUCUUCGCUUGCCUAUUCUGCGAGAGGAAGUUCUUCAAGUCGCAGGCAUUAGGAGGCCACCAGAAUGCACACAGGAAGGAGAGGGUCUUCGGCAGCUGGAACCCGCACCUCUACCUCCCUGACCAUCAUGGUGACGCCGCGCUGACCACUGCAACGGCACGCCUUAAUGACAAGGACGACCACAAGCUGCAGGAGCUUGAUCUUAACCUCAAGCUUUGA